CUCUGCUUGGGUCUCUGGACCAUCUUUUUAUUAAUUUUUCAAAAAAGGGAGUCUGUCCAAAAAUAUAUACUGGCAUGAAUUAGGUGAAAAAGUUGGGCAUGAAAAAAAGGGUGCGAGUUUAUGGGCCAGCCAUUCCACAUAGAGAAUUGAGAGGCCCAAACUGCGGCCCAACAGUCAGCGAAAGUCAACUACCCAGCCCCCCACGGAGGAUCAAGGCACGGUCACACACACACACCAGUCCACAACAGCCGAACUGACCGGUCGCGGAGCGGAACAGGCCUUCGCCCGGUCAGCGGCCUGUCAACGCCGGCGCAUGCCCUUCUCCCCGCGCCGCCGCCUCCGCCGCCUCGCCCGCAGCCUCCGAGCCAUGUACCCCUCCGCCGCAGCGCCAGAUGCCGACGCCACCGCGGGCGACGAGCGCCGCGCGUGGGAGCCGCCCUUCGACGCCUCCGCGCCGGCGCCGCCCAUGUCCUACCCAAUCACGGACCUCGCCGCGCUCGCGUCGCGCGCCUACCUCUCCGCCGCCGCCAACUUCCACCUCCCCUUCAACAUGGCCUCCGUCCCUGGGUCCGGGGAUCCGCUCCCUGCACGCCGGCGCGUCCUGGUGUGCCACGACAUGGAGGGCGGCUACCGCGACGACGCGGCGGCGCAGGGCGGGGGCAACCCGGACGCCUACGCGCUCUGGCACUGGCACCUCAUCGACGUCUUCGUCUACUUCUCGCACUACCUCGUCACCCUCCCGCCGCCCUGCUGGACCAACGCCGCCCACCUACACGGCGUCAAGGUGUUGGGAACGUUCAUCACGGAGUGGGAUAAAGGUGCGGAAGUUUGCAAGGAGAUGCUUGCCACGGAGGCUUCUGCCCAGAUGUAUGCCGAGAGGCUUACGGAGCUGGCUGCUGCCUUGGGCUUCGAUGGCUGGCUGAUAAACAUUGAGGUUAAACUUGACGUUCAGUUCAUCGAUAACCUGAAAGAGUUCGUCAAUCAUCUAACCAAGACGAUGCAUGCUGCCGUUCCUGGAUCUUUGGUCAUAUGGUAUGAUGCAAUCACUGUUAAAGGUGACCUCGACUGGCAGAAUAAGCUCAACAAGUAUAACAAGCCAUUCUUUGAUUUAUGUGACGGGUUGUUUGCCAACUAUACUUGGAAGAAAAAAGACCCGGAAGAUUCAGCUGCAGUUGCUGGAGACAGGAAAUAUGAUGUCUACAUGGGUAUUGAUGUUUUUGGACGAAAUACUUUCGGUGGUGGUCAAUGGACUACAAAUGUUGCCCUUGAUCUACUUAAGAAAGUUGAUGUCUCAACUGCCAUAUUUGCUCCUGGAUGGGUAUAUGAAACUAAACAACCCCCAGACUUUGAGAGUGCACAAAAUCGUUGGUGGGGCCUUGUUGAAAAAUCAUGGGGAGUUCUUCGGAGGUAUCCAAAACAGUUGCCGUUUUACACAUAUUUUGAUCAGGGUCAUGGCUAUCAGGUGUCUAUUAAAGGGCACCAAGUCUCCAGUGAUCCAUGGAACAAUAUUUCUUCCCAAAGUUUUCAGCCUAUGCUUAAGUACACCGGAGAUCAAGCUCAACUGCAAGCCUUUAUAAAUUUCAAGGAUGAACCAUACAGUGGAGGGAAUUGCUUGACAGUCAAAGGAAGCCUCCGGCAGAACAUUAUUUUCUCAGAGCAGCUUUUUAAUGGAGGACUUGGAAUGGAAGAUGGAUCUAUUCAUCUAUUUUAUUCGGUAAGAGCCGAUGCAGGCUCUGCGUUAGGAUUGUCCCUGAACUUGUCUUCAAACAAGCAGAGUACUUCAAUUCUUGUUGCAGAGGACAUAGCAUCAUUCAUCACAAAGAAACAAAAUCACAAGUAUGGCUCGUAUGUUAAAGCUGAUGAGGUGGAGCCACAUGCUCCAGAUAACCAAGGUUGGGUCCUCUACGAAGCAACUCUUCAGUCCAGUUCCGGCUACAAAUUAACUGGAAUCAACGUUGUUUGCACAUUGAAAAUAGCUGGCGAAAUGAGUCCAGAAACAGAGGAGGAUAUGAUCUCGGAAGCAAAUGCAAAUGGAUCAUCACCGUAUCACGUGUCACUUGGUCACAUAAGUAUUCAAAAGACUGAUGCAAACACAGAGUUCCCUCCAGCAGGAUCAUGGGUAACUGAAGGCGAGCACAUCUCAUGGUCCAACAGUUCUGACACAACAAAACGUGUGAGUCUGAAACUCAGCUGGAAGUUGAAUACCCUUGAUCAACCAUCAUUCAGGCAGUACAACAUCUACGUUGAGAAGUCAACGGCAGAUCCAAACAUCAAGGCUUCCAGAAGCUAUCUUGGAGUUGCUAGUGUUGACGCCUUCUAUGUCUCGGGCCUAGAGGUUCCCAGCGAAGUCACUGAUCUUAAAUUCAUUAUUCAAGCGUGUGCACACGAUGGAAGCUGGCAAGAACUUGAGAAAUGCCCAAAGUUCCUUUUAGUUCCAGUUCAUUCCGAGCUGUAACAUUCUUUUAAUUUGGUGCGGUGUUCUGUUUUUCUUUCAGUACAAACUGCUGUGGUCCUAUUUCUUCAGCAUGUCUGCUCAUCUGUUCUGCAAAAUUGCUUGGGGUCUCUCUUCUCGCCGAUAUAUCUGACCGAAGAUUUCUAGAGAAGGAUGAAACUUUUGCUGGUCCACCAAAACAUCCUUGUAAGGGAAUGCCAGUGCAUUGAGCACUGUAGUUAUGCCUGUCCUAUCACCAGCAAAGGAAAUAGAAACUUUGGCUUGGUCACAUAGUGCAGGUGGGGCAUCCUAGCCAGUGACUAGAGCUAAGCUUUUCACUUGGUUUCAAAAUUCAGAAGUGACUGGUUGAUCAGGCCAUUUCCGUUCA
This is a messenger RNA of Setaria italica (foxtail millet), 2819 nucleotides long. Its product is annotated as cytosolic endo-beta-N-acetylglucosaminidase 1. Gene Ontology annotation, cellular component: cytoplasm. Gene Ontology annotation, biological process: protein deglycosylation. Lineage: Eukaryota; Viridiplantae; Streptophyta; Magnoliopsida; Poales; Poaceae. The transcript has 11 exons. The record is from RefSeq and is a predicted model, not a curated record. Bases 314 to 2455 code for a protein of 713 amino acids. Gene Ontology annotation, molecular function: mannosyl-glycoprotein endo-beta-N-acetylglucosaminidase activity.